This is a messenger RNA of Tricharina praecox, 810 nucleotides long. RefSeq lists its product as uncharacterized. Bases 1 to 810 code for a protein of 269 amino acids. Gene Ontology annotation, cellular component: cytosol. The transcript has 4 exons. The record is from RefSeq and is a predicted model, not a curated record. NCBI's taxonomy places the organism in Eukaryota, Fungi, Ascomycota, Pezizomycetes, Pezizales, Pyronemataceae. Gene Ontology annotation, molecular function: oxidoreductase activity.
AUGUCGCUUUCGGCUAUGGGAACCCGUCUCUCCGGCAAGACAGUGUUGAUUACCGGCGCUUCGUCCGGGAUCGGCCGGGCUACCGCGUUCGAGUUCUCAAGGACCGCGCCGGAUAUCAAGCUUAUUCUGACGGCACGGAGGAUCGAUACGCUGAAGGAGGUGGCGGCACAGAUCGAGGAGGAGAGUAAGGGACGUACGAAGGUCUUGCCGGUGAAGUUUGAUGUUUCGGAUCCAAAGGAAGUCGCCAGCUUUGUAGAGGGAUUGCCCGAGGAGUGGAGAGCGAUCGAUGUUUUGGUUAAUAAUGCCGGUUUGGUCAAGGGCUUGGACAAAGUCGGCGAGAUCGCGGAGGAGGACGUGAACAUCAUGAUGACUACAAACGUGAUCGGGCUCAUCGGCUUGACCCAGCAAAUCGUGAAGAUCUUCCACGCACGCGGCGGAAAGGGCGAUAUCAUCAAUAUCGGCUCCAUCGCCGGCCGUGAUCCCUACGCUGGCGGAUCAAUAUACUGCGCUACUAAGGCUGCCGUCCGUGCGUUCUCGGACUCCCUGAGGAAAGAGUUGAUCGCCACGAAGAUCCGUGUGAUGGUCGUGGACCCAGGACAAGUCGAGACGGAGUUCUCGGUUGUUAGGUUCCGUGGGGACAAGGCGAAAGCCGACGCUGUCUAUGCCGACGUGGAUCCGCUGACAGCUGAGGACAUUGCUGAGGUCGUGGUUUUUGUGGCUGGCAGGAAGGAGAAUGUUGUCGUGGCUGAUACACUGGUGUUUCCAAGCCACCAGGCAGGUGCGGGCGUGAUGCACAGGAAGUCAGCCUAG